Molecule: messenger RNA, 463 nt
Organism: Orbicella faveolata
Lineage: Eukaryota; Metazoa; Cnidaria; Anthozoa; Scleractinia; Merulinidae
Product: adenylosuccinate synthetase isozyme 2-like
Biological process (GO): 'de novo' AMP biosynthetic process; IMP metabolic process
Cellular component (GO): cytoplasm
Molecular function (GO): GTP binding; adenylosuccinate synthase activity
Source: RefSeq, a predicted model, not a curated record
UUUUCUGCCACUAAGAUAUUGUUCCAUUUGUUCUUAUUGUUAUAUAGGGUGGGAACAAUGCUGGUCACACAGUGGUUGUUGACUCAGAGAAAUAUUUCUUUCACAUGGUUCCAAGUGGACUGAUACAACCGAAGGCUGUUAGCAUUAUUGGAAAUGGUGUAGUGAUUCAUAUUCCGCAGUUCUUUGAGGAGUUAGAGGCACUUGAAGCUAAAGGGGUCACAGAUUGGCAGAAAAGACUUCUAGUCUCUGAUAGAGCUCACAUAGUAUUUGAUUUACACCAAGAAUCUGACAAAUUACGAGAGGGUGGAAAAGGAGGGUUGGGGACCACAAAGAAGGGAAUUGGACCUACCUAUGCUUCCAAGGUAUUGUUUAUAUUAGUUAAUUUAUUCUGGGAAAUGGUCUGUUUUCUUUUAAUUGCUUAUUUCUAACCCUAACCCUAACCCGUUGGUUUAAUAUACAUGUA